Messenger RNA from Exophiala viscosa, 766 nucleotides. RefSeq lists its product as uncharacterized. The record is from RefSeq and is a predicted model, not a curated record. Lineage: Eukaryota; Fungi; Ascomycota; Eurotiomycetes; Chaetothyriales; Herpotrichiellaceae. The transcript has a single exon. Bases 128 to 583 code for a protein of 151 amino acids.
AGGCCUUCCUCCUUCACACAAAGUAGUUGUUUUUUCUGCUCCUUGUCUCGAUUCUUGAUGCUUGAGGUGGCAAUACUCAAGAGCUAGCAUACCAACUCACACACCUGUACCCCCUCUCCUCAUCACAAUGUCCGACCCGUCGCGUGCAGUCCUCCCGACGCGUCUGAUCCUGAGCUUCAUAGGCGUCGCGUCCGCAGCAGGUGGUUAUCUGGCGGAUUGGAACGAAACCCAUGUCUUCAACCCGAAAUGGACGGCUCAUGCCAAAUUCCACAACGGACAGACGAUGAGCACAGGCCUCGGCUUAGGCCUCCUCACCUUAUACUAUACCUGGCGAAAGACCAACAGCAACACUCCCUCCGGUCUGCUCGAUAACCUACUCACCGCAACCCUCAUGGCCAGCCUUUACUGGGCAACACAACUCAGUGCGAUCCUGUAUCCGGGGACAAAAUGGGUGGAUGACGAGUUCAAGGAGAGUCAUGGAGAGCCGCAAAAGAGAGGAGCGCCCGUAAUAUUGGGUAUCACGGCGGCUGCAUAUGGACUGGGUUGGUACAGGUUAACGGGUGGACAUCUUAAGAGCUCUUGAUGAGACAAGCAGCCUUGCACUGCAGAUACGGACAUUCAAAGCAGUCUGGAGACCCUAGCGAAGUCUGCGAAUCCUCUCGUGUUGGAAUACCAAGGACAGGGUCGGACAUUCCUACAGUCUCAACGACAAGGCUGAAAGAGUUCCAGCCUCAAAUCCCUGCGUCAACCACUUGGCAAACCUGCA